CUGGUUGGGGAGCCACUGUCCUGCUGUCCUUUGUGUCAGAAUGUCUUGAAGGAUUCAUCAAGAAAGUCCUCCUGUCCCCAAUGUGGAGAAAGAUCCAGAACCAGACCUGGUCUGCAGACAACCAAUGCUCAUCUGCAGAAAAUUUCAGAUGCCCUAAAGCUCAGUCUGAGAACAAGAUAUGAACAUGUGACUGAGGAAACUAAUAAAACAGGAUGUGGAGCCCUCCUCAGAAUGAUUUACACUGAGCUCUACAUCACUGAGGGACAGAAUAAAGAAUUUUGCUUCCAACAUGAGGUGAGGCAGGUGGAGAGCGCUUCCAAGAAGAAUAUCCUCUUUGAAACACCAAUCAGCUGCCAGGACAUCUUUAAAGCCUUGCCUGACCAACAGAGACCCAUCAGAGUGGUUCUGACAUAUGGUGUUGCUGGCAUUGGAAAAACCUUCUUGGUGCAGAAGUUCACUCUGGACUGGGCAGAGGGCUUAGAAAACCAACACAUCAGUGCGGUGGUUGUGCUUUCAUUCAGAGAGCUGAACUUGGUCAGAGAUGAGCAGUACAGUCUCCUGGAGCUGAUCCAUGAUUUCUAUCCAACAUUACAGAGCAUCACAGCAGAGAAGCUCACUGUGUGUAAUCUUUUGUUCAUCUUUGAUGGCCUGGAUGAAAGCAGACUUUUGUUGGAUUUCACAAAAAGGAAGCUUUUGUCUGAUGUUACACAGAAGUCAACCAUCAGUGAGCUGUUGACAAAUCUCAUCGAGGGGAAUCUGCUUCCAUCUGCUCUCAUCUGGAUAACUUCCCGACCCGCAGCAGCCAGUCAGAUUCCUCCUAAAUGUGUUGACAGGGUGACAGAAGUUCGAGGCUUUACUGACUCUCAGAAGGAGGAGUACUUCAGGAGAAGAUUCAGAGAUGAAGCAUUCUCCAGCAGAAUUAUCUCCCACUUGAAAACAUCCAGGAGCCUUUACAUUAUGUGUGGGAUCCCAGUCUUCUGCUGGAUCACUGCUACAAUUCUGGAGCACAUGUUGACUACAGAGGAGAGAGCAGAGCUGCCCAAGACCCUGACUGACAUGUACUCACACUUCCUGCUGGUUCAGAUAAAGAAGAAAAAGCACAAAUACUCUGAAGGGCAUGGGACAGGUGUACAGAAGCUUAUCAAUGCUGACAGGGAAGCUCUUCUGAAGUUGGGGCAGCUAGCAUUUGAACAUCUGGAGAAAGAAAAUAUCGUUUUCUACCAAGAAGACUUGGAGCAGUGUGGUCUGGAUGUCACAGAGGUCUUGGUGUACUCAGGAAUUUGUACAGAGAUCUUCAAAGAAGAAUCUGUGAUCUUCCAGAAACCAGUUUACUGCUUUGUUCAUCUGAGCAUUCAGGAGUUUCUGGCUGCAGUCUACAUGUUCCACUGUUACACCAAUAAGAAGACAGAGGUGCUGCAGGACUUCCUUAGUAAAGACAUCUUAUCUCUGGAAGAUCUUUUGAGCAAUGCCAUGGAGAAAUCUUUCCUAAGUGACAGCGGCUACCUGGAACUGUUUGUUCGCUUCCUUCAUGGCCUCACUCUGAAGUCCAACCAGAGACUCUUAGGUGGUCUGCUGGGUCAGACAAAGAGCAGUCCACAAAUCGUCCAGAGAGUCAUCAACAACCUGAAGGAGAUUAAAACUUAUGAUAAGUGUCCUGACAGAAGCCUCAACAUCUUCCACUGUCUAAUGGAGAUGAAUGACCUUUCGGUACAUCGGGAGAUCCAAGAGUUCCUGAAGUCAGAGAACAAAUCCGUGAAGAAACUCUCUGGAAUUCAGUGCUCAGCUCUGGCAUAUAUGCUGCAGAUGUCAGAGGAGGUUUUGGAUGUACUGGAUCUGAAAGAAUACAACACAUCACAGGAGGGACGACAGAGACUUGUUGCAGCUGUGAGGAACUGCAGAAAGGCUCGACUUCACGAUGUUUGGCUCUCAGAGAAUCACUGUAAAACUGUGACCUCAGCUCUGAUGUGCAACAACUCCAAUCUGAGAGCGCUGCAGCUGAGUUCAAUCAAGCUGCGGGAUCCAGCAGAGGCACUGUUUGCUAGUCUGGGGCAUCCAAACUGCAGACUGGAGACACUCAGAUUUGAGAACGUCACUUUGUCAGAGAACAACUGUGCUGCUCUGCUCAGUGCUCUGAAGUCCAACCCCCCCUAUCUGAAACGUCUGGAUCUAAUAGCAUGCAACCUGGAGGGCGCAGGGAUGAAACAGCUGUAUGAUUACCUGGAGAGUCCACACUGCAAACUACAGUUUAAAAGAGUGACCUCAAUUUAAAUGCUGUAUUGUGGGCCGGGUCGCGGGGGCA
Messenger RNA from Maylandia zebra (zebra mbuna), 2299 nucleotides. RefSeq names its product NLR family CARD domain-containing protein 3-like. NCBI's taxonomy places the organism in Eukaryota, Metazoa, Chordata, Actinopteri, Cichliformes, Cichlidae. The record is from RefSeq and is a predicted model, not a curated record.